Molecule: messenger RNA, 1444 nt
Organism: Drosophila yakuba
Lineage: Eukaryota; Metazoa; Arthropoda; Insecta; Diptera; Drosophilidae
Gene: CkIIalpha-i3
Exons: 7
Coding region: 68-1297 (409 amino acids)
Source: RefSeq, a predicted model, not a curated record
UUGGGCAAUAUCAUUGUGCAGCCACAAACUCUGUGGAAGUCGGAAGUCUUCUAUUUUUGCUAAAGUGAUGGAGAGGAAAUCCAUUUUACCGGACAACCUGCAGUCCCGGGUAUUUGCCCUGGGUCCUGCCCCGCCAGGAUUUCGUGCCCCGAAUGCUGCCGAGUUCGCCUCAGCGGAGUCGAAUCUUCGGAAGGCCACCCGCUACCAUAAGAAUACCUAUAGCAGGCUCGAUCAGUUGCGCACCGUCCUCCAGAAGGAGAAGAAUUACGCGAAGAUUAAGGACUACAGGGAACAAUCCAUGGCGCUAGCCAAGCAAGUGAUUCGCUCCAAGGCACUUAUUGGAAAGUACAGGAGCAUGCUGAUUGACCUGCAGGAUGCCGAAAUCUUCAAGGUCAAGCGGCACAUAGAGCAAAUGGAGGAGAUGCUCGCCGAGGUGAACAGCCGCCUGGUCUCCCUGAGGAUUAAAAUCCAAGCGGAGACCGAUCCCACAAAGCGCGAGAUCCACGUGGGCAGCUCCUUCUACCUGGUGCAGGAACAGCACAAGACCAAGGGACUCUGCGAGCGGUGGCGGGAUCGCCUGGACCAGUUGACGAAGGCCAGGAUGGACAAGACUGAACAGCUUACUGAGAAGCCGAUGCUGAUCAAUAAACAUAAAAAACAGUUGAGUGCUGAAACCCAAAAGUUAAAGGAAGCCAUUAACUUGAAACAAAUCGGAUUAAAUAAAAGUGGUUGCAAGAGGUGUGCAUACCUAAGAAAGGUGACUAGAAAUCCAUCCAAGCUUUGCAAAGUGUGUAAAAAAUGGGCUGAUGAUAAAAAGGCUAGAGCGGCAGUAAAUAAGGAAACCAGCAAAUCGCCACAAAUGACGAAGUCGAAGGAAUUAGAAAUACGAGUACGUACGGAUUCUACCUCAGAAGAAUCUACCAUCAAAAUAGAGAUAGAGCCUAUUGAAAUUAACGAGGUAGAGGAAAUGAGGUCGUUGGAAAGGGAAACUAGCUCAAAAGAAAACCUUGAUCAGUCCUCCCAGUUGUUUCCCAUUAUCGUUGCUGUUAAAUCUCAAGCAACGACAGUAGUUAAGCAGGAGGAAAAUGAGCCUAGUAAUGAUGAAGUGGACCCUGCAGUAGUAGCCACCUUACAAAAUUCGCUGAAAUCCAUCGACAGUAAAAAUAUGGCCUUGGCCUACGUAAAGGUUUUACAAGAGUACGCCAUGAUGAGUGACAACUUUCGGGCCAUUGGACUGCUAACUGAAGUUGAAAAAUCGGUCGUAAAUCCGCCACAAAACGAGGAUUUCGAUCUUUGAUCCGAUCUGCGCUUUGUUUUUACCUCUAAACUACAUUUAAAAUGAGAGUUAAGACCAAGACUUUGCAAAUAAUUAUAAAAAUCAAAUAGAUUGUCUGGUGAACGUUAGGUGUUCACCAGGUAAAUAAACGUUAAAUGAAGCACUAGA